UUCAUUCUUCGUCCGCCACUUCAGAAAUUCCGAGGCCACAAAUUCCCGAUACUUCUUCGCACUCCUGGCUCCAGUCCUCGCCGUUCCGUCCCCGUUGCUGUCGUCGGCGUCGGUGUCCCCAGCUUCCGUGGCACUGCUUUUAGCCUUUCACCGUAUUCUCCUGUGGGGGAAAAUAUCUGUUUUUGCUAUUCUUGCUUGAUCUGUCGCCAAUGGGAGUGGAGGCGCCAAAUACAGCACAGAAUACUUCAGCUGCAUUGACGGAGGAGAAUAUAGAUGCCUUGCUUGAGGCUGCACGAUAUGAUGAUAUGGAUGAUCUUGUGAGCCUAGCUUCUAUUGGUGUUCCCCUUGAUUCCAAGGAUUUACAAGGAAGAACGGCUCUUCACAUGGCCGCUGCCAAUGGACAUCUUGACAUUGUGGACUACUUAAUCAGUAGAGGAGUGGAUGUUAAUUCAUCAAAUGAAGAGAAGAAUACACCACUUCAUUGGGCUUGUCUCAAUGGACAUGUUGAGGUGGUGAAGAAAUUGAUACUGUCAGGAGCUAAUGUUGGUGUUUUAAAUGGUUAUGAGCGGACUCCCAUGGAUGAAGCAGUGAGUAGGGGAAAGCUACAAGUGAUGGAUGCUAUAAACGAAGCAGUAACACAAGUUGAACUUACUGGAACCAGGGUUUCUGCAUAAGAAACCUGUUAGUUUAAUCUUUAUUUUUCUUUUUGGACAACUGAUCUUCAAGCGUUGUAUUAUUAUUAGCUUAUUUUGAAAUAUUUAAUUCAAUGA
Molecule: messenger RNA, 770 nt
Organism: Prosopis cineraria
Lineage: Eukaryota; Viridiplantae; Streptophyta; Magnoliopsida; Fabales; Fabaceae
Product: ankyrin repeat-containing protein P16F5.05c-like
Exons: 7
Coding region: 210-674 (154 amino acids)
Molecular function (GO): protein binding
Source: RefSeq, a predicted model, not a curated record